AUGAAGAGAUCCAACGAAGCUGAGUUAGAUACAGCCAUAAGCAACAUGGCUAAUUGCUUGAUGAUGCUUUCAAGGGGUUCAAAUCCAAUAAGCAACGAGCAAUAUCAUGAAACCAACUCACCUAGCCGAGUCUUUGAGUGCAAGACAUGUAAUCGUCAGUUCCCUUCUUUCCAAGCACUAGGUGGUCAUAGAGCGAGUCACAAGAAGCCUCGACUCAGUACUGAUGGCGAGUUGACACAUGGCACCAACGUGGUUCCUGUUAAGCCCAAAACACAUGAGUGUUCGAUAUGUGGAUUAGAGUUCGCUAUAGGGCAAGCUUUGGGUGGACAUAUGAGAAGGCAUAGAGCAAACACAACCAAUGAGAACAAGUCGUUUCCAUCGUCUGAAUCUCCUACAACAGUCGUGAAAAAAGUUAAUAGUAGAAGGGUUUUUAGUUUGGAUUUGAACUUAACGCCUUUAGAAAAUGAUUUAGAAUUUCGGUUUGGGAAGGGGGUUCCAACUACAAUCCAAUUAUUUUUACGAUAA
Messenger RNA from Lactuca saligna, 525 nucleotides. The record is from the annotation of a GenBank genome assembly. NCBI's taxonomy places the organism in Eukaryota, Viridiplantae, Streptophyta, Magnoliopsida, Asterales, Asteraceae.